ACGCUCAGCCGACGCACUUCCGGGAAAGCAGCUGUGGGGAAUGUUUGUGUUUCUAAGAGGCUGACGGGCUGUAAUUGCAGCUGGUGGGGCGGGUGAUACAUUGUUGCCCUCUACCUGGGUGCCUGUCCGGCGCCGGGCGAGUUGCGAGGUUCCUUAUUUAUUGUUACUCCCCUAGCAGCAGUCGACACCAUGGGGAAGUCAUUCGCUAAUUUCAUGUGCAAGAAGGAUUUCCAUCCCGCCUCCAAGUCCAACAUCAAGAAGGUAUGGAUGGCAGAGCAGAAAAUAUCAUAUGACAAGAAGAAACAGGAAGAUUUAAUGCAACAGUACGUAAAAGAACAAGAUUCUUACAACAAUCGAUUGCUUCUGGGUGAUGAACGUGUGAAAAAUGGGCUAAAUUUCAUGUAUGAAGCCCCUCCAGGAGCUGAGAAAGAAACCAAGGAGCAAGAGGGGGAGACGACUGAAUACAAAUUUGAGUGGCAGAAGAUGGCUCCUCGAGAAAAGUAUGCUAAGGAUGAUAUGAAUAUCCGAGAUCAGCCCUUUGGUAUACAGGUUCGCAAUGUGAGGUGUAUUAAAUGCCACAAAUGGGGCCACGUGAACACAGACAGAGAAUGCCCAUUGUUUGGACUUUCGGGGAUCAAUGCAAGCUCAGUCACUGCAGAUGGGGCAGGGCCAUCAAUGCACCCCUCAGAGUUAAUGGCGGAGAUGAGAAACAGUGGGUUUGCGCUGAAACAAAGUGUGCUGGGAAGAAAGCUGACCGUAAAUGAUCCAUCGCAGGUAUAUGUGGUCAGCGAAGCAGAGGAAGAAGAGGAUGAUCCAGAAGUGGAGUUUUUAAAAUCCUUGACUACAAAACAAAAACAAAAGCUUCUAAGAAAGCUAGAUCACCUUGAAAAGAAAAAAAAGAAAGGGAAGAAAAAGAAGCUGCAGAAGAAGAAAAGCAAAAAUAAGCACAAAAAGCGAAAGAGCAGCAGCCACAGUAGCAGUUCCUCCAGCGACUCUUCCAGCAGUAGCGACAGCGAGUCUGACACCAAGGACAAGAAGAAACAUCGGAAGAAGUCUAAGAAAGCUAAGCUUGCUAAAGAGUCUGACGACAGCAGUGAUUGUGAAGACAAAGCUGUGUCACGGAAAAUUAAAAGGACUGAUGAACCUUCAACUAGCUGUGGGAAAAGUGAGGGGGGUCGAGAGGACAGUAGCACCAGUAAAAAUGUCCACAGAUCCCUGGAUGAAAAUGAAAAGAAGGAACAUCACAGAAUGGAGGAAUACAGGAGUGCUCAACAAAGAGAUGAGCGGUUAGACAAAAGCCAUAGGCAUGAAAAAGCAAGUGAGAAAAGUGACAGAGCUAGAAACCAUCGGCAUAGAAGCAGGAGUCCAAGCAGAAGUAAUCACAGAGAUGGGAAUGAGUAUGAGUCUACAAAACUGAAAGACAAGGGGAAAGACAGAGAUCACAGAAGUGGAGACAGGGAGAGAAGUAGGAGCAGAGAGAGGGAUCACAAAAGGAGGUAGCCUAGUUGUACAUUGUUUAAAAAGAAUGGUAAAUCCUCAUUGUCUUAAUCUGGUUUUUAAACAUUUGGUUUCCUCUUUACAAUAAACAUAUUACUCCUUCCUAAUAA
Pseudophryne corroboree (corroboree frog) is the source of this 1607-nucleotide messenger RNA. RefSeq names its product corepressor interacting with RBPJ, CIR1 (gene CIRSR). NCBI's taxonomy places the organism in Eukaryota, Metazoa, Chordata, Amphibia, Anura, Myobatrachidae. The transcript has 10 exons. Gene Ontology annotation, molecular function: transcription corepressor activity. The coding region runs from base 190 to 1500 and encodes 436 amino acids. Gene Ontology annotation, biological process: negative regulation of DNA-templated transcription. Gene Ontology annotation, cellular component: nucleus. The record is from RefSeq and is a predicted model, not a curated record.